Molecule: messenger RNA, 1893 nt
Organism: Melampsora larici-populina 98AG31
Lineage: Eukaryota; Fungi; Basidiomycota; Pucciniomycetes; Pucciniales; Melampsoraceae
Exons: 4
Coding region: 1-1893 (630 amino acids)
Source: RefSeq, a predicted model, not a curated record
AUGUCACCUGCAGGUAAUACACCUACAGAAGGUAACCCAUCAACUGGUAACACCAUAACUCCAACCCCAAGCAACCAACCGACCAAUACCAAAUCGUUUAACGUGAUGAUGAGACGUACGAGCAAUAGGUUGCGCGGAGGCUCAGUUCCUCCUCCGGAUUCGGAGGUGAUAGUUCCUAUCCCUAACGCUGUGAUCCAGCGCGGUAGAGGACGAGGACGUGGACGCCGCAACGUCGCUGACUCAACGAGGAAAGACGGCAAUACGGCGACUCAACCAGUGGUUACCUUAACGGUCCCUGGCCAAACAUCCUCCGGUUCAACGGAUACAUCAGCCGCAAGUGCAGCACCAACUAAUUCAGGGAACUUACCUCCAGCAAAUGCGAAUACAACACAAAACGCUGUCGAGCAGGGAGGAACUGGAACGACCAUCAUUCACUCCCCAAAUAGAACGCCGGUCCCGAAUGGACUCGUCUCCCGUGACGCCAUGAUUACCGAACCUUUGUCACGCUCACCUACGCAACGAGCUACGGCGACCGCCGUCGGUGACAGCCCGCCGAGUGGCUUUCACUCCUGGUUAGUGGCGAGAGGUUUAACGGUGGUCAACAACCCAAACGCCGAGAUCCCUGCCUUACAAGGACUCACUUCCGCGAUUAACGCUCAAAACGCGAGGAACCCUACCACUCCUAUCGGGACUGUCCCAGCAGUACAACCGGCAGCCCCGGCGACGCGGACCAAUGCCGGUCCUAGACCCAAGCCACCUAAGCAAUUUGACCUUACUAAGGACUCAGACGACGAACUUGACAAAGCAGCUACCUCUAAGGAGAAGAAGAAACCCGUCGUUGGGGAGAAAGGGAUCGAGACAGUUGGCCUAACUAAGCUCUCAAAGUACUUUGACGAUAAAAUGAAAUCCCUUGAAGGAUACGUACCCUUAUCGAUCUUUAACCCUCUAUGGCUCCAACAAGACCUCUUGAAGCAAUCCGCCGCCCGCUCUAAAACUGUGAAAGAAAAGCUUGAAGAUAAUUAUAAUGGUCUAACUGUCCCGGAUGAAUGGAGGAUGAGCUUUGGCGAAUGGGUCAUGUCAUUCGACCUAUAUGUGGCUUACUUACGCCACUACAAUCAUGGCGACCUCGCCAAUAAGUUUAUGAUUCACAAGGAGAACGUCUUCGCUAUUCAACAACAACGUCUAUCCUGGCCUAUGGCUUUCCAAUACGACCUAGCGAUCCGUGUAUCUGUCUUAACCUUCAGGAAUGCAGACGGGACUCUCGCCAACCCUGUGAUACGAGAUGAGACCAAGGAGCGAGAUGCGCUCCUGGACACUGAGAGAUUACAAGACUUUCGACGAGAGUUCUCCGACGUAAACCCCUACGCCAACGGACAAUGUAAACAACACGUCAACCCCAUUUCCGGAGAGAGUUACAAGAAUCACUCGUCUACUUAUACCUAUAACACCAACAGCCUCGUCAACCAUUCUAGAAAUGAGAAUACCGGCAGUAAACCCAACGCACAAUCUUGGGCCUAUGCUAACGGCCAACCUGCCUACGAUGGACCAGGUAGUAAUGGCUACAAUACCUGGGAGGACCGUGGUGGAAGCGGACACAACCGUAAUGGUCGAGGCCGAGGUCGUAGCGGCCACUGCCGCUGUAACGCGGAUAGACUCGAUUCUCGCCGAGGUGAAGGUAGUGGCGCGUGGCGCAAAAACGACAGGCGUGAUGACCGCAGAGGCGAUGAACGCAAAUUUAAUAAUCCUAGAAAUGGAGGAAAUGGAAAGGCAAACUGGAUAGCACGAAAAGACGUACCCGUGUAUUUGCGACGCUUUCCUCUUCGUGUAUUUACCCUCAGUCGUACCUUCUUGAUUUGUACCUUCGGUGUUGAACCCAACGUCCUGGCGCCUUGA